Molecule: messenger RNA, 8259 nt
Organism: Manihot esculenta (cassava)
Lineage: Eukaryota; Viridiplantae; Streptophyta; Magnoliopsida; Malpighiales; Euphorbiaceae
Product: pentatricopeptide repeat-containing protein At5g55840
Exons: 4
Coding region: 1095-4505 (1136 amino acids)
Molecular function (GO): protein binding
Source: RefSeq, a predicted model, not a curated record
UGAACCUGUAAAUUUACAUAUAGCUAAUCGAGUUGGUUAAUGGAUUUCGGACAGCUACAGCUAGCGAAAUAUAAUUUCUAAACGGGUACAGCCGCUAUUAUGAAUAUUAAUGUUCCUGCUUAAUUACAUUGAAUCUAUCUUUUGUUUGGAUGAGUUUGUUUGUUGAAUUUUCUGGAUGAAUCAGUAAUUGUCCGUGUCACUUCCUUAUUAUUUUACUUUCAGCUUAUUAAUGUUGUCUACGGGUUUGUUCUCCAUAGCAAUUGCAAACGCUAUGUACAGUACAGUGGGUAGAUUUUUGUUCUCUUUUCAUCAUCUCCCAUUGUUUGAGAAUAUCGAUAUAUGGUUACAAGGAAAAUUAUGUCCUCAAAAAUUGGAAACUUAAAUAUAGCAGAAAUGAUUGUUAUCCAGAUGCAAAAAUUCAAUCACAAGGAAAGAUUUGGAAGCUUAAUGAGAGAUGAUAGGAAAUUCUUAAACUGAUUGCGCUACAUAUUUGUUUGAAUUAUGGCUGUGUUUUGAUUCCUGAGAUACUUUGAGAUUUCCUUUUUUUCUUCUGUUGGGUUUUCAUGUUUGUACUUGGCACUUUAGAAAUAUCUACCUGUUUAGCAUUAGGUGAUGGCGUUUUUUGAUUAUUGCUAAACUUCCCAUUUUCUGAUUAUUGCUAAACUUCAUAGCAAGAAUCCAAUAAUUUAAAAAAGCACAAAGCAAAAAAGUUGAAUCCAACAAUGCCUUAAUGUUUAUUUGCUUUAAGAUGUUGACUUUCUAUGGUUUUCUAUGCGUUUUAUUAUUAGGUUAUCAGUUUUAUUAGAAAUGGAUGUUCAACAUUGAUAUUCAAAUUCUUUGUGCUCCAUAUGCUUCUUAAACCUCAUGAUUCUGCAUGAAAUCUGAUUUUAUAAAUUAAUAAUUCUGUUUAUUUAUUUAUUUUUGAUUUUUGUGAUUACAGGAUUCUAAAACUAAAAGCAGCUUAUGUAUAGAUGGAGCUUUUGUUGCUAUGCCAGUGACUUUUAGUUUCUAAAGCUUCUAAUGGAAAAGAUCAAAUGUUGUCAGUGUACAAUCUUCCCUCAACAUCAUCCCUCAACCAGUAAUUUACUAGCAGGAUGAUGCUCUCCUGUUUAACUUUUUCAACAUCCAAAACAAUCUCUCAGUUCUGUCGUCGAUUAUCAAAAUUUAGAAUCAUUUCUCACAUGGGCUUCUCUCACUUCACCAAACAAAGAUUGAGAAAUGAUCAUAAAAGUGCAGCAGUUACCAAUUCAUUGACCCCAGGUACAAAUAUGGAGAAAAGCAUUUAUGCAAUUCUCACUGUAGAGCGUUGGGAAUCACUGAACCACAUGGAAUAUAAACUAGCUGCACUGAGGCCGGUCCAUGGGAGGUUGGCAUUAAAAUUCCUCAACUGGGUCAUUAGGCAACCUGGAUUGGAACUUGGUCACCUCAUCCAUAUCUUCUCCAUCACUGCUCAUAUACUUGUUAGAGCUAGAAUGCAUAAUCAUGCCAAAUCAAUUUUAAAACAUCUGUCACAAAUAGAUAUUGAUUCAAGGUCUGUUUUUAGUGCCCUAAUGAGCACAUACCAAUUUUGCAAGUCAAAUCCUGCCAUAUUUGAUCUUUUGAUUAGGAGUUAUUUGAGAGAAGGAAUGGUCAGUGAUGCUUUGAAGAGCUUUUAUUUGAUGGGUUUUCGAGGGUUUAACCCUUCUGUUUAUACUUGUAAUAAGAUGUUGGGUGCAAUGGUGAAGGAGCAGAGAGUUGGAAUGGUUUGGCUGGUUUUUAAGGAAAUGCUUGCCAGGAGGAUUUGUCCUAAUGUUGCUACUUUUAAUAUAUUGAUCAACAUUUUGUGUGUGGAAGGAAAGAUUAAGAAAGCUGAUUAUCUUUUAAGAAAGAUGAGAGAGAGUGGUUAUAUGCCAAAUGUAGUUACAUAUAAUACUGUUCUCAAUUGGUAUUGCAAGAAGAGACAAUAUAAGACAGCUUUUGAGUUGAUUAAACAAAUGGAGUCUGUGGGAAUUGAAGCAGAUGUAUGCACAUACAAUAUGCUUAUUGAUGAUUUGUGUAGAAACAACAGGAGUGCAAAAGGUUAUUUACUUUUGAAAAAGAUGAGGAAGAAAAUGAUAUCUCCUAAUGAAGUCACCUAUAAUACUUUAAUCAAUGGAUUUGUGAAGGAGAGAAAGAUGGAAGUUGCCACUCGGGUUUUUGAUGAGAUGUAUAUGCUUAACAUUUUGCCAAACAAGGUAACUUACAAUGCUUUGAUUGAUGGUCAUUGCUAUGAGGGUAACUUUGAAAAAGCCUUCAGGCUUUUGGAUAUGAUGGAAGCAAGAGGACUAAGGCCAAAUGAAGUCAGUUAUUGUGCUCUCUUAAACGGAUUGUGCAGGCAUGCCAAAUUUGAAUUAGCCAGAAGUCUUCUUGAGAGAAUGAGGAUGGAUGGCAUGAUUAUUGGUUGUAUAGCAUACACAACAAUUAUAGAUGGCUUAUGCAAAAAUGGAUUACUUAAUGAAUCUGUACAGUUGCUUGAUAAGAUGCUCAAAGAUGGUGCAAGUCCCGAUGCUAUCACAUUUUCUGUGCUCAUAAAUGGAUUUUGUAGAGUAGGGAAGUUUAAAAAUGUGAAGGAAUUAAUAUGUAAAAUGUAUAAAGCUGGAUUUUCCCCGAACAAUAUCAUAUAUGCUACUUUAAUAUACAAUUAUUGCAAACUGGGGAAUGUUAUGGAAGCCUUUAAGGUCUAUGCAGCUAUGGCUCGCAAUGGCUAUGAUGCCAGCUAUUUUGUAUGUAAUGUGUUAGUAUCAUCUCUUUGCAAAGAUGGAAAGGUUGGAGAGGCAGAGGAUUUCUUGCAUCAUUUGCAUAGGAUUGACAUCAUCCCUCAUUCCAUCACUUUUGAUUGUAUUAUCAAUGGCUAUGGAAAUUUGGGCAAUGGGUUAAAAGCAUUCUCUAUGUUUGAUGAGAUGAUCCAAUUAGGUCAUCAUCCAAGUCAUUUUACAUAUGGUGGUUUGCUUAAAGGACUAUGCAAGGGUGGAAAUUUGGAGGAGGCAAAGAAAUUGUUGGAUAAACUCCACUACAUUCCUUAUGCUGUUAGUACUGCUACCUAUAAUACAAUUCUUGCAGGGGCAUGUAAAUGGGGGAGAUUGUCAGAUGCUGUGGCCCUUUUUGAUGAAAUGGUCCAAUGUAAUGUGCUGCCUGAUAGUUAUACAUAUGCUAUUAUUCUUGCUGGAUUAAGUAGAAGGGGAAAGCUGGUUGCUGCUCUUCUUUUUCUUGGGGAACUGCUAGCAAAAGGAACUCUCUCUCCAGAUAAGGUCAUCUAUACCAGUUUGGUUGACGGUCUUUUCAAGGUUGGUCAAUCAAAGGCUGCAAUGUAUGUUUAUGAAGAGAUGGAGAACAAUGGGCUAAAUCCUGAUACUGUUGCAAUAAAUGCCAUUAUAGAUGGAUACUCAAGGAUGGGAAAAGUGGCAAAGGGAGGUGAUCUCUUUACAAUGAUGUGGAAUGGCAGUAUGGCAUCCCCUAGUUUGGCAACAUAUAAUAUUCUCUUACAUGGUCAUGCGAAGAAAAAGGAUUUGCCAAAUUGCUUUAAUUUAUACAAGCUCAUGAUGAGGAUGGGUAUUUUGCCCAACAAGUUGACUUACCAUUCUCUAAUUCUUGGACUUUGUGAGUGUUUUAUGUUGGAGAUUGGUCUUAAAAUGUUGAAAAAGAUGAUAAUAGAGGGUAUUGUAGUUGAUCAGUGUACAUUUAACAUCCUUAUCAUGAAGUGUUGUGAAACUGGUGAAAUGGGAAAAGCUUUUGAUCUGUUGAAUAUUAUGAACUUAUCUGGAGUUUUUCCUGAUGUAAAUACCCUCAAUUCCAUCCUUAAUGGACUCAACAGAAUUUCUGCUGUCCAAGAAUCCCAUCUUGUAUUGCGUGAAAUGUUGGAGAGCGGUUCUAUUCCUCAGUGCACACAAUAUAUUACUUUAAUUAAUAAUAUGUGUAGAAUGGGAGAUAUACAGGGAGCAUUCAAGCUAAAAGAUGAAAUGGAAGCAUUUGGUGUGAGUUCCCCAAGUGUUGCUGAGAGUGCUAUGGCAAGAGCGCUUGCCAAGUGUGGGAAGGUUGAAGAAGCAAAGCUGGUUCUUGAUUUCAUGCUUCAGAAGAGCCUCAUUCCAACUCGUGCUACUUUUACUACUUUAAUGCACAUGUAUUGUGUUAAUAAUAAUCUUUUGGAGGCCUUAAAGUUGAGGAAUACAAUGGAGAUUUGGGGUGUGAAACUUGAUGUUGUUGCAUACAAUGUCCUGAUAUCAGGGCUCUGUGCUGAUGGUGAUGUUGCAUCUGGAUUUAAACUGUACGAAGAGAUGAAGGAAAGAGGUUUCUUGCCCAAUAUGACAACCUAUCACGUUCUCAUUGAUUCCAUUUUCAAAGAUGGUAGUAUUAUUCUUAAGGGUGAAAUACUUUUAAAGGAUUUGCAAGCUAGGGGAGCGAUAUCUAAUCAUUGGAAUGGAGGCAUCAGACAGGGGUUGAUAAUUGCCUUGAACAAGUUGAAAUCCUGGAGGCAAAACAGAAGUAGAUGAUGCCAAAAUCUAGCAAGGUAGCAAAUUAAGAGAGGUGGGAAUACAAAAUGUGAAACACUCUAUGAAGGGCAGAGGAGGGGAAGAUGGACUUCCAUUAUGUAGCAGUUGUUAUUCGUGAUUUGGUAAAAUUCCUGUUUCCUGCUUAGCUAUCUGGGAAUGGAGUUGCCUCUUAAAAUGUUGAAAUAGCUUUACAUUGAGUUUCUUGACAUUUGGAGCAGAGGCAUUGCAGAGAAAACAGCUCCAAUGUUCUAAGGAUUUUGCAGGUGAUAUCCACAUCAAUAUUUGCAAUUUACUGAAAAUGCUUUCAUGUUCUCUCUCGGUUGGUGGGAGGUGAUUUCAAUAUUUUCAUUUUAAAAUGCUCUAGCUUAUAUUUGUUAAUGAGCCAUCUCAUACGGGCUAUAGUUAAACCUUCAACUUUCUAUACUAGUCCGUUCAUUAGUUUUAGUUGUUUCAGUUGAAAUGAAAUUAAGAGGCAUGCUAAUGUGCUAAGUAUUUUGUGUGUCAUUAUAUUUGUAUUGAACGACAAGCCAUUGUGUUCAUUGCAUUUCCAAUUAAGGAUUAUAACAGCUGUUAUUUUUUACCAAUCAGUCUAACCAGUUGGCUAGGAUGACUGGUUAAUUAAUUAGACUGAUUGGUGAAAAAUAAUUUUUGACCAGAUAUAAGGUGAGGGCCAAGGUAGAAAGCUAUUGUGUUGUGGGAAAUGCAAGAUACUGCUCGAUGAACUGAAGCUUUAAGAUGAAGAAUGGUGGUCUUGUCAUUUUGAAUGUUCUCAUAUUCCAAUAUCUUGCCAAUAUGUAGACUAAUCUGGUUUCCAGUGUUAGUCUUCGCUGCAUCUGUAUGGGAGGGUCAUCUUGCACACCCAACAUUAAUUAGACUGCGAUUUUUGGAUGAGCUCUAUUUUUGUGGCCCCCAAUCAUGUAUUGGUGAUAUAUUGGCUGUAAAAUAACCAAACCAUGAGUGUAAACCAUACUUAAAAAAGUCCCACUUUUUCAUUUACUUAUUUUUCUAACGUCCCCAGGAUCUUUCUUAUUUAAUAUUUCAUCCUGCAUCAUGGUUUCAGGAGAAGUCCAUCUUCAUGUAGAUGGCAUCCCAAUGAAGGUGUAGGAAGCAACUCUUUCCUUAUUAGGAGACACAAGAUGCCACAGCGUGAGCCAAAUCAAAAGUUGUCUUUCUAUAUUCUCUUCCAUGUGUACCACAUCUAGAGUCAUAGAUUGAGAAUCAUAAAAUUUGUUGAUAAUAAAUCAUGUGUUUUACUCUGACAAAAUAUAAUGCAUUGCUGUUAGUGUGCAGAGGCUGGGAUUGUAUGUAUGCAUUGCUGUUGGUGUUCUACUCUGACGAAUUAUGUGUGUGUAUAUAUAUAUAUACAUAUAUAUGUAUGUAUACACAAACUUAAAAUGAUUAUAUAUUGGUGAAGAGGCUUGGAUUAAGAGAACCAACGAAAAAUUAGCAGAAAUUAAAUAGCUUAUUGAGUUGGCUUGGCUCCUUAAUUAUUCUGUCAUUCAGGACCAGCUAUGUUUUGUUCAAUCAAAUGGCUCCUCUUCUUUUUGCAUUUAUUUUGUCAUUUCUUAUAGUCCAUUGUUGUAGUUUUUAAUUAAUAAUGUGAUUGCUUAGUUAUUAAUAUAAGCAUCUUUGCAUGCCCUUGAUCAUCUUUUGAUCCAAAGUCACAUCAAACUCUUCAUAAAUACUGAUUCCAAAUUAAUUUUAAAUAUUUAGAGUCAUGUUUUAACUGUUCUUGCUGCAGAGUCAUUUAUCUCUCUCAUUGCUCAUUUUCUUUUCCCAGAAAGACUUCUCUCUCUAGAAUCAUGUCGAUAUGUGAUCCUCUUAUAUGUAAUUCUGUGUCAGUUUAGUUGGGGCAGAAGUUCUUUCUUCUUUUCAAAGUUUUGAUUUUUGUUAAUUUAUUGCUUGUUUUGGUCUUUGUGGCUUCAAUUUUUCUAAUUUAUCUGGGUUAGAUUUUGGAGCUUAGUAUUGUGUUGAUGGUUUCACAUAAUGGGUCUUUUGUCAGUUUCUAAUUGUAUUGGUUUGUUCUUCGGGUAGCCUUUUUUCUUUGUGGACUUGAUUUGAUAAAUUAUUUACUUGUAAUUUUGGUGUUGCUCCUGCCCCCCCCCCCCCCCCCCCGCCUCACCCUUAAAAUUUCUCUUUGAGAUGCUUUUGUUCUUUUGAAACAACUCGCUGAAUUUAUUGGAAGUUAGGUUUCUUUAUUUUGCUGGGUUGUGAUUACUAGACUCUGUUAUUUAUGCGAAAUCAAUUUUUUAUUUUCUUAAAUAGAGCUUCGUUUUUGAGAAGGCUAAAGGUUUUCCUUAUGGAACAUUUAAAAACUAAGAUGCCUAUUUAUGGGAAAAUGUCAUAUAGGAUAACAGUAACGUAAAUAAUGGAAGAAAAUGUUUGCACACUUGGUAAAAUUGAAAAUGAUAAAUUUUUUACCUUCUUGUGGGAAAUUAGAGUGCCUAUUACUGUAUUGGGAAACGUUCCAUCCAUUGAUAUCUGAACUUUUAUUUGCUGUCAAUUGUAAUAUGAAGUUGAUGAUCUCCUUGGAGAUCAUGCUUACAAGCAUUGGCACUACUGUGCCAUCUAAGUCUAUGAACAGGUCCAAUGGUUCCUAUGUGUUGAGGGAUUGCUUAUGCUUAUGGCAAGGUACUAAGAAGUAACAAAUACAAUAGCUAAAGCUCUUGGUCCUCCAUGUUUAGUGGUUUCUAGAUUAAUUGAGAUGGUAGAUUAUUCAUGUGGUGGAACACUAGAUUUGUUAUUUUUUUAUAUCUUUAGGUGGUUGCACUGAUGAUUUCUUCUUUUCCUGAGGCUUAUUGUCACAGAGACAGUUUAAUGGUUCAUAUUUUUAAAUGGUCCAUGGUAUUAUUGGUUAAUUGGAACUAGAGAGAACAUGCUAUGUUAUAUAUUAUUGCUGAUUGCCUUGUACAGUUUUGGGUUUCUUGAUGAGCUCUUUUAUUGUCCUUCUGAAACAAUAUACAGGUUGGCCAUUGCGAAAAUUUGGCGAUGUCAAUGAUCCUGCUUCAGCUGAGGGAUUUACUGUGAUUUUUAACAAGGCUAGGGAUGAAAAGUAGACGGGAGGCAAACCUGAGUCACCUGAAAAGGUUGACCCUCUUCUUAAGCCUGGAGUGGAUCCUGGAAAGCCUCAGGUUACAAAUUCUUUGAUAUUCAUGAAUCUUCACACAAGUGGUCUUUAUCUUUGACAACUGACGUGAAACAUAGGUGCAUGUGAACAUUCACUAAAAAAUAUGACCAGUGCAUUAAUUCUGCAAUAAUUGGAGUCAGCUUGCUAUUAGUGCAUCAACUUUUAAUUGUAGUGAUUCCAACUCUUUGGAUGCAAAAUAAGUCAUCUUUGCAUCAAACUUUUAUCGGAAAUGUACAUCCUUAUGGUGAAAGUGAUCCUGAUGGCUGGAAAUGACCUUUUAAAUAAAAAUACUAUGUGAAAAUCUCCCAGAAAGUCAUGGGUGCUGUAGACACAUAUUUCAUUGGUUUCAGAAAAGGUAGUUUCGCUGCAUCCAGAGCCCGACCACAGAAUCUUGACGUGCCCUUCCCACGCAAGAGCUUGAACGGUGGAGUGAUUUCACCUGCUAAUGACCCCAUUUUAUAUUUAGUAGAGAAGACAAGCUGUAGAGCGGUAAUGUUAUGUUAUGUUGUAAGACGCAGUUACGAGGAAAAAGGCAAAUACACAAUAUUGUAAUCAUCAAAGAUGAAAUCAUAUAUUUUGUGAUCACUACUUUUUCUUAUGGGAGGAGCUGUCUAGCUUUUGACUUUA